This is a messenger RNA of Cylas formicarius (sweet potato weevil), 2267 nucleotides long. Its product is annotated as cysteine protease ATG4D. Gene Ontology annotation, molecular function: protein-phosphatidylethanolamide deconjugating activity. The record is from RefSeq and is a predicted model, not a curated record. Lineage: Eukaryota; Metazoa; Arthropoda; Insecta; Coleoptera; Brentidae. The transcript is spliced from 8 exons. Bases 937 to 2262 code for a protein of 441 amino acids.
UGUGUAAUGGCGUUAUAAAUGUAUUUCUUACGUUGUUCCGUAAAAGUGUGCUAAAUAAUUUAUUGCCAUUUUAUGUGACAGAUUUAAUCAAAUCUUGUGUAGAUAUCUGUUCGUAGUUCUUCUGCUUCUUUUAAGUAGUCGACAAAGAAGUCCCUAAUUCGGCGUUCAAACAAAAACGGCGGAUGUUAUAAAACAAAAUUAAGAAACUCGUUGUGCACUAAGUAAAACAUUUUAACAACCGUUAUGUCAAUAUUUGUUUACAUCGCGUUAGCUGCCAUACAAAUAAUUUUAUUUGUCAACAGGUACUUUGUAAGUACUUUCAGAACAUGUUAUACAAGAAGAUGCCUUCCAAAGUUUAGGCCAAUGUACCUACAUUAAAAUAUUUAAUUUGAAACUAGCAAGUAAAAUACAAGUUACAGCGGGGUCCAUUUGUCUUUUUUUUUAUCAAAGCUUUCCAAUGUUGUAGUGGAUAUUUCAAAUUUUAUUACAAAAAGGAAUCAUCAUCUUUUCAGAUAUAUUUUUCCACUCAACCAAAAUAGAUAAAAAAAUAAAACAAUUUAAAAGCGGACAGAGCCAUCUAUCCCACUGGACUGCAGCUAAUAAAUGUGAUGGGGGAUUUUAGGUGAAGGUGGUGGCAAUUAAGUUGACACUGUUGACAGUCAUUUGUUUAGUCGCCAUUUUGUAUUUAUUAAUAAUCGUUCUAUACUAAAAAUAAAGCCGCCAAAUUUAGAAAGGCAAUGUUACGAAUGGAAUGUGCUUUGAUCGUAAUAUGGUGUGUGAUAAAAUGUGUGAAAGAGUUUCCGUGAGUCUUGUGUGGUAAAACUCGUCAUUGGUAUGCUGUUUGCUUCUAAGAUCUCGGGCUGUAAAACUGAUUAAAUUCGCGGUGUUAAUUACAAUGUGAUGCGAACGUAACUUAAUUUAUAUGGUUGUCAAACCAUGGACGCUCAAGUCGCAUCCAGAGAGAGGUCUUUCUUUUUACAUAAAUUGGGUUCUCCAUCGAGUUCUUCAGAAAUUAAUCUUCAGGAUUCCCUGAAUGUAUCAGACGUAGAAGGAAAACUUAAGAAUAAAUUCCUUUCAGUUUGGAAUAAUGUCAAAUAUGGCAUGAAACUUAAAACAAAUUUCUCGAAAGAAUCCCCAGUAUGGUUACUUGGAGUUUGCUAUCGUAAGAUCGAAAGUCCUUCUUCUGACAUAACAGAAUUAGGUACUGACAUAGCUGCUUUUCAAAGCCAGAGUGAUAUCACUAAUGGUGAUGAUGAAGGUCUGGAAGGUUUUAAGAAGGACUUUAUUAGUAAAGUCUGGCUUACUUAUAGAAGAGAAUUUCCUAUUUUAAAUGGGUCCAAUUACAGUAGUGAUUGUGGCUGGGGAUGUAUGAUACGAAGUGGGCAGAUGCUCAUUGCCCAAGCCUUAGUCGUUCAUUUCUUAAGUAGAGAUUGGAGGUGGAUUCCAGACCACAGAGAAAUAUCUAUUUAUCACAGGAAAAUCAUCAAAUGGUUUGGAGACAAACCUUGUAGGAACAGUCCUUUGUCCUUACAUAGCUUGGUAAAGAUUGGAGAAAGUUUGGGAAAGAAACCUGGUGACUGGUAUGGGCCAGGAUUGGUGGCACAUCUCUUCCGGCAAGCUUUUAAAAAUGCUUCUAAUGAUAAUUAUGAGUUUGAUUCACUAAGUGUGUGCGUUGCCCAAAAUUGCACAGUGUACAUAAAAGAUAUUUUGGAAGAAUGCAUUGAUAAAUCUAACAAAUGGAAAUCUUUGAUUUUGUUAAUACCAGUUCGUUUGGGAGCUGAUAAGUUUAACUCAGUUUAUGCCCCAUGUUUGACUACUUUGUUCAGUAUUAAGCAAUGCAUUGGAAUUAUAGGUGGCCGACCGAAGCAUUCUUUAUAUUUUAUAGGUUACCAAGAUGACAAAUUAAUUCACUUGGACCCCCACUACUGCCAAGAAGUUGUUGACGUUUGGGCCCCUGAUUUUCCAUUGACAACCUUUCACUGUAGAUCUCCUAGAAAAUUACACAUAAGUAAGAUUGAUCCUUCAUGCUGUAUUGGUUUCUAUUGUGCCACCAAAGAGGAUUUUUUCAAUUUGGUAGAAACCGUACAUCCCGUUAUUGUUCCACCAACUGGAGCUGGUAAUUAUCCUAUCUUUACGUUCUGUGAUGGUUAUAGUUGUGAUGCUGAGAUAACUGUAAUUGAAUACCCACCCUCCGAAUUAGAAUAUUCUACAAAUACUAGCGAUAUAGAUGAAUUUGAAUCUGAGCCUUUUGAAAUGAUAUAGUUUUA